GCCCCGCCCCGCCCCGCCGCGUGAGGGGCGCGCGCGUGGCGGCCGCGGCGGGAUGUUCGUGGCGCGCAGCAUCGCCGCGGAUCACCGCGACCUCAUCCACGAUGUGUCCUUCGACUUCCACGGGCGCCGCAUGGCCACCUGCUCCAGCGACCAGAGCGUCAAGGUCUGGGACAAAAGUGAAAAUGGAGAUUGGCAUUGCACUGCCAGCUGGAAGACACAUAGUGGAUCAGUGUGGCGUGUGACGUGGGCCCAUCCUGAAUUUGGGCAGGUCCUGGCUUCCUGCUCGUUUGAUAGAACAGCAGCUGUAUGGGAAGAAAUAGUGGGAGAAUCAAAUGAUAAACUCCGAGGCCAGAGUCACUGGGUCAAGAGGACCACUCUAGUAGACAGUAGAACAUCUGUUACAGAUGUGAAGUUCGCUCCCAAGCACAUGGGUCUUAUGUUAGCAACCUGUUCAGCAGAUGGAGUUGUAAGGAUCUAUGAAGCUCCAGAUGUGAUGAAUCUCAGCCAGUGGUCACUGCAGCAUGAAAUCUCUUGUAAGCUCAGCUGCAGUUGUAUUUCGUGGAAUCCUUCGAGCUCUCGAGCACAUUCUCCAAUGAUUGCUGUAGGAAGUGAUGACAACAGUCCAAAUAUACUGGCUAAGGUUCAAAUUUAUGAAUAUAAUGAAAAUACCAGGAAAUACGCAAAAGCAGAAGCUCUGAUGACAGUCUCAGAUCCUGUACAUGACAUUGCAUUUGCUCCAAAUCUGGGAAGAUCCUUCCACAUCUUAGCUGUAGCAACCAAAGAUGUACGAAUAUUCACCCUAAAACCUCUAAGGAAAGAAUUGACUUCAUCAGGAGGAUUAACAAAAUUUGAAAUUCAUAUUGUGGCACAGUUUGAUAAUCACAACUCCCAGGUGUGGCGAGUGAGCUGGAAUAUUACAGGCACGGUGCUUGCCUCCUCUGGUGAUGAUGGCUGUGUUAGGCUCUGGAAGGCCAAUUACAUGGACAACUGGAAGUGUACUGGUAUACUGAAAGGUAAUGGGAGUCCGGUGAAUGGUAGUUCUCAGCAGGGAAUAUUUAAUGCCUCUCUAGGUUCAGCCAAUACAAGUCUGCAGAAUUCACUAAAUGGAUCAUCUGCCAGCAGAAAGCAGAGCUGAUACCAAGCUAACUGGAGUAACUUUGGUGUUUUGCUGCUUGUUGCAUGCACACAGGAAUGGAAAACGAUCUCCUUUUUCCCCUUCCCCAGCGCCGUUUGACCUCUCCCAAGACACCAGCAGCCUGCUAACUACUAAAUACUGUUCACAAAGCCUUUUUAAAACACGUUGUGUGCGUUUUUUGCCUGCACAGUUUGAUACUGAUGGGACGCCCGAUAGAAAAAUAUUUGGAGAGGCAUCUUGUUUGGAAAAAACUAUAAACAACCCACCCAAAACCCAAAACUUCCAUCAGAACAUAUUUUUGAAAGCUUGUAAAAUUAAAAGGUAGUUCAUGAUUAAAACCAAGAAUUUUUGUCCUUGAUUGGGAUGGGAGGAGGGAAACGACCAUUAGAAUAACUUUCAUUAAAGUUGUUUUGAGAACCAAUUUGUUUUGCAUUUCAGAGUGUUCAGCAUUUGAGUAAGAUUCCUAAACAUUACAAGGUUGUAACUGCUUUGUAAUAUAUGCAACUGUUAGUUCUGAAGGAGUAAGAAAACUGUUUGGACAAUUGUGAUUAUGGCUUUUAAUUGUUUGGUAUUGCUUAAUUUUUAUUCUUUAGUAUGACUUCAAAUAAAUGUUUUCUAAGUACUGUCAUACUUCAUUCUAAAAGAAGUACUUUUUCUGUUACAUAUUUGUACAUUCAUAUGGUAAUAGUUGUAAUUACAUGGAGUACUUAAAUUCUCUAAAUGCAGUAUUCUUGAAAAAUGCAAACACUUUAGCCAUACAGAGAUAUAAACCAAAAUGCAGCUUGUUGUUAAUUGUCCCAUAAUUUCAUUAAUAAACUGUUAGCUGUUCUUUGAUGUAAGUCCACAGAAUUGUAAACAAGACAGAAAACAAUAUAGUUAUACUAAAAUGCACAAGUGUUACGGGUAAGUUCUAAUAAAAACAGCAGCAGGAUGACAUGGAGUGGCAUAAUUCUGAAUCUUGCUUUCACCAGGAAUCUUGAAUUUACACUGAGGAUUUUGCAGAAAUAUGUAAAUAGACACAAAGACUGUAUUUCAUUCAAAGUAGUUAUUCUCUGUAAAUGUUAAUCAUUAAUGUAAAGAGUGAUGAUUUACAUCUAUUCUAGAAAUGCUGUAAAGUUAAUCUGAAUUAGAUGCAUAUGCAGCAAAUGUACUUUGGUAAUAUUUAAUGUAUAUUUUGUGUCACAAACAAAGCAUUACUGAAAGCUGUUAACAAAUCACAGAAAUUCUGGAAGAAUGAAAGUCUGUUAAUAGCUGUACUCCACCACCCUUUUGACUUCCAAAGCAAUCCAUUCUUUUUAAAAAUGUAUGCUAGGACUAUGACUAUGGUAUUAUUUUCAGUGAAUUUCAGUGGAAAAGAUUAUUGUUUUACUUUAAAGAAGAGUUUCCAGAUUUGUCUUGUUUUGAAUUACAAGUCUUGAUUUCUGCUAUUAUGUUCUAUUGGUUUUGGCAUGGAUAUACUAAAGCCUUUUUUUUUCCAGCAUGUCUUUUCUCCCCUUUGGUUCUCCUUGUAUUUACUACCUUUCUCUUCUUUUCUUGUUUUGUUGGUUUAUUUUUGUUUGUUUGUUUUUUGUUUGUUUUGUUUUGGUGUUUUGUUCCUUUCUUAAUUGUUUCAGGUAUUUCUUUCCCCCUCUGGAUUCCCCACGGGCUGGAUCGAGAUGGUCCAGUCAUGCCCAGCUCCUUCCUCCUCCUCCUCUGAUAGAGCAGUCUUGUGAUGCUGACACUGCCAACCUGCAGUAUCCUCACCCUCGCAGACGAUGUGUAUCUCGGCCUCUUAAUCUUUUACCUGAGAAUGAAGGGGUUUAAGGUGUUACUUUAAAUGAAUUCUGAAGGGCCUUAUUCUGGUGUUUGUGAAUGCUUCCAUUUCUGGCUGCCUUUGUAUUCCUUCUCUGGUACAGAAGACUUUUUAAAAAAUGUGGGAAUUUUAUGCAUGUUUUGCAAAACAAAAAACAUUUAGAAUGUGUUAUUUAUGUAUCAAAGACCAUAUUAAUUUGUACCCUUUGAAUUUUGGUACCAUAAACAGUAUUAGCCACGAGCUCUUUAUGGAGUAGAUGACUUCAAUGUGCCUGUUUUUUUUCUUUUUUUUUUUUUUUCUCCUUUUUGAAUCAGUUUAGUAUGGUCUUUAAUUUUUUCUUUUGGUAUCCUGCAUUUACGUGUGAAAUGCAUUCAAAAUUAGACAUGCCAUCAAGACACUUGUGAGUGAAGAAUUAUGUUUGGCCAGCUUGUUAACAAAACCAUUCCUGUGUAUACUGCAGCAAAAUAACUUGAAGUGUUUGGUUACUUAAGAUUUUUCCAUCUUGUUAUAUAAAUAUUUAAGUUUUAUAAUUGUGGUUGACUAAUAAACUUGUUCUGAAAGGUC
This is a messenger RNA of Taeniopygia guttata (zebra finch), 3491 nucleotides long. RefSeq names its product SEH1 like nucleoporin (gene SEH1L). Gene Ontology annotation, molecular function: protein binding; structural molecule activity. The record is from RefSeq and is a predicted model, not a curated record. NCBI's taxonomy places the organism in Eukaryota, Metazoa, Chordata, Aves, Passeriformes, Estrildidae. Gene Ontology annotation, cellular component: nuclear pore outer ring; Seh1-associated complex. Gene Ontology annotation, biological process: cellular response to amino acid starvation; positive regulation of TORC1 signaling.